Messenger RNA from Trichomonas vaginalis G3, 291 nucleotides. RefSeq lists its product as uncharacterized. The transcript has a single exon. Bases 1 to 291 code for a protein of 96 amino acids. NCBI's taxonomy places the organism in Eukaryota, Parabasalia, Trichomonadida, Trichomonadidae. The record is from RefSeq and is a predicted model, not a curated record.
AUGAGUGAUUAUGAAAGUGACAGUGACGAUCCAUAUUUAAUUAAUGCAGGACUUCCAUCAGGAAACUACUAUAGAAUUAGACGUGCUAUUAUUCGUUUAGAGCAAAAAGAUCUCGAUUUGCAAACUAAAAUUCACGAUUAUCAAAUCCAAAAUCAGAAGCUUAAAGAAAAACUUGCUAGAUUACGUGUAAAAGCAGCAGAAACUGAUAAAUUGGAAGCGAGAUUUGAGAAGAUUUCUUCACAUCUCAUAGAAAGCCCAACAACUCAAAAUCCUUAUUCACCAGCCAAAUGA